AUGAAGGCAGCACAAGAUCGUCAAAAGUCUUAUGCCGAUUUGAAACGACGUCUAGAAGAGUUUGAAGUAGGGGAACAAGUAUUGUUAAGGGUAUCGUCGAUGCGUGGGGUGGUUUGUUUUUGUACUCGUGGAAAUUUAAGUCCUCGAUUCAUCGGCCCUUAUGAAAUUUUGGAACGGGUAGGUAAGCUAACUUAUCGGUUAGCUCUCCCCAACUCUUUGGAGAAAGUUCAUGAUGUUUUCCAUGUGUCCCAGCUAAAAAGAUACCUUGCUGCGACAUCGCAUGUUUUGGAUCCUAAGACCAUGGAGCUUGAUGAGAAUUUAUCUUAUACGGAACAACUUGUUCGCGUCCUAGAUACAAAAGUCCGUAAUACUCGCAGAAAGGAUAUCACAAUAGUGAAAGUACUAUGGGCAAAUCAUGAGCGCAAGGCGGCUACUUGGGAAACUAAAACCUUCAUACGUGAAAAAUAUCCACAUCUUUUCCAGAAGAAUUAUGUCAUGAGUUAUUUUCUAGAGAUCCGGAGAUUCCCGAAUAGGGCAACCUUUCGAACUUCUGCUGAAUCCAUGGGCAUCUUUUCUCAUGAUUACAAUUCUUUAACAAAAUUUAAUUUGUUAGAGGAAUUUUUGUCAUGA
Molecule: messenger RNA, 630 nt
Organism: Amaranthus tricolor (Joseph's coat)
Lineage: Eukaryota; Viridiplantae; Streptophyta; Magnoliopsida; Caryophyllales; Amaranthaceae
Exons: 2
Coding region: 1-630 (209 amino acids)
Source: RefSeq, a predicted model, not a curated record